AUGGUUUUACUGAAGCACAGACCUCAAAUCAUUCCAAGAAUAAACCACGGCUCACAGCUCAGGAGUUUGAGCGGCAGCUGUAGAACUUAUGCCUCACAAGUGCCAAGCAACAACAAUUCCAGUGAUCCCGCGGAAAUAAAGAAAAUCGAUAAGGCUAAAAGCAAGGAACCCCUUUGGACCAGAAUAAAGAAUGAGGCGCAUCACUACUGGGAUGGUACCAAGUUGUUGGGCUUGGAAAUGAAAAUUUCCUCUAGACUUCUCAUGAAAACCGCUGCCGGCCAUCAACUCAGUCGUCGCGAAAGCCUGCAACUCAAAAGAACGACACAAGACGUGGUGAGGUUAGUUCCUUUCUCGGCGUUUUUGCUAGUCCCAUUUGCUGAGCUACUGCUGCCGGUAGCAUUGAAGCUAUUCCCUAAUAUGCUACCGUCUACCUAUGAGUCCAAAACAGACAAGAUUUCGAAAUUGAAGAACCUUCGUGAAACUAGAGGUUUGGUCUCGGGCAUAAUAAAGGAGCAAGGAACUCACUUCAAGCCUGGAAAUAUUACCACAGAGCAGAAACAGGUUUUCAAUCAAUUCUACAAGCACGUUCGUGCAACGGGUGAGCCCGAGUCUCGCCAACAACUUAUCCAAGUUGCUCGUUUGUUCACUGAUGAUACAGUUUUGGAUAAUGUAACGAGGCCUUAUCUCGUUGCCUUGGCUAAGUAUGUCAACUUGCAGCCAUUCGGGACAGAUGUCAUGCUUCGGUACCGCAUUCGUUAUAAGAUGUUGGAGCUAAAGAAGGACGACUUUUCACUAUAUUACGAGGGAGUCAAUUCUCUUGAUGCUGUAGAAUUGCGCACCGCAUGUGCCUCGCGUGGUAUCCGAAACUUGAACGUCGAGGACUCUGUGCUCCGCAACAACCUCAGUAUUUGGUUAAACAUGCGACUAAAGGACAAAAUUCCAUCCACACUGCUUAUUAUGGCGACGGCUUACACUUAUGGUGAUGUUAGCUCCAAAAAAACCCUGUAUGACGCGUUAUGUGAUGUUUUAAGCGGUAUUCCAGAUGAGUUGUACCACGAAGUCAAAGUCAACGUAGUGGAAGAGAACGAUGCCACCAAUAAGUCCAAAAUGGCACAAAUUAAAGAGCAAGAGGAAAUUAUGAGAGAAGAAGAGUCUCAAGAAAAAGACGCGCUGGUCAGAAUUAGAGAUGAAUUGAGCUUGGACGAUAUCGAUGCGCAAGAAAGACCGACAGAUAAAAGAAGCAAAUGA
Messenger RNA from Lachancea dasiensis, 1248 nucleotides. The record is from the annotation of a GenBank genome assembly. Lineage: Eukaryota; Fungi; Ascomycota; Saccharomycetes; Saccharomycetales; Saccharomycetaceae.